Oncorhynchus nerka (sockeye salmon) is the source of this 3617-nucleotide messenger RNA. Its product is annotated as cytochrome P450 3A27-like. The record is from RefSeq and is a predicted model, not a curated record. The coding region runs from base 176 to 1699 and encodes 507 amino acids. Gene Ontology annotation, molecular function: iron ion binding; heme binding; oxidoreductase activity, acting on paired donors, with incorporation or reduction of molecular oxygen, reduced flavin or flavoprotein as one donor, and incorporation of one atom of oxygen. The transcript is spliced from 13 exons. Lineage: Eukaryota; Metazoa; Chordata; Actinopteri; Salmoniformes; Salmonidae.
GGGUAAAAGAGUAACUUCCAACCUGCACGGUCUCAAACAGAGUACAGAGAAGAGCAACGGUCGGUAGGCGAGAUCGGCCUCGUCGCAGAAGAACGACACUAGAACCGGACAGAAAAAACAACUCAAAACCUGUCAGACCAUCGGAGAAGUCCAACUCCAAAGAACCUGAGAGGAAAUGGAGCCUUUGUUUUCAGAAGCAGCAGGGAGCCGAACCGGAGGAAAGAUGAUGAGUUUUCUACCAUACUUCUCCGCUGAGACCUGGACCCUCCUGGCCCUCCUCAUCACCCUCAUUGUAGUGUAUGGGUACUGGCCCUAUGGUGUAUUCACUAAGAUGGGUAUCCCUGGUCCCAAACCCCUACCUUACUUUGGCACAAUGAUGGAGUACAGAAAGGGCAUCACUAACUUUGACACAGAGUGCUUUCAGAAGUACGGGAGAAUCUGGGGGAUCUAUGAUGGGAGGCAGCCUGUUCUGUGUGUCAUGGACAAAAGUAUAAUCAAGACCGUCCUGAUUAAAGAGUGUUACAACAUCUUCAUCAACCGCAGGGACUUCCAUCUGAACGGUGAGAUGUUUGACGCGUUGUCCGUUGCCGAGGACGAUACGUGGAGACGGAUCCGCAGUGUCCUCUCACCUUCCUUUACCUCUGGACGACUGAAAGAGAUGUUUGGUAUCAUGAAGCAGCACUCUGCUAACCUGCUGAACGGAAUGAAGAAGCAGGCAGAUAAAGACCAGACCAUUGAAGUGAAGGAGUUCUUUGGGCCCUACAGUAUGGACGUGGUCACCAGCACAGCCUUCAGUGUGGACAUUGACUCUCUGAACAACCCUUCAGACCCCUUCGUCUCCAACGUCAAGAAAAUGACCAAGUUUGACCUUUUAAACCCACUGUUCCUCCUAGUCUGUUUGUUUCCCUUCACUGGUCCUAUCUUGGAGAAGAUGAAGUUUUCUAUCUUCCCGACUGCGGUGACAGACUUCUUUUACGCCUCGCUGAUUAAGAUCAAAUCUGGACGUGACACUGGGAUCUCAACCAGUCGGGUGGAUUUCUUACAGCUGAUGAUCGACUCUCAGAAAGGCAGCGACACAAAGACAGGAGAGGAACAGACUAAAGGACUGACUGAUCAUGAGAUCUUGUCUCAGGCCAUGAUCUUCAUCUUCGCUGGCUACGAGACCAGCAGCAGUACUAUGAGUUUCCUGGCCUAUAACCUGGCAACCAACCCCCAUGUCAUGACCAAACUGCAGGGGGAGAUAGAUACUGUGUUCCCCAACAAGGCUCCAAUCCAGUACGAAGCUCUGAUGCAGAUGGACUAUUUGGACUGUGUGUUGAACGAGUGUCUGAGACUGUACCCCAUCUCCCCGCGACUGGAGAGGGUUGCCAAGAAGACUGUGGAGAUUAACGGCAUCAUCAUUCCCAAAGACUGCGUUGUCCUGGUUCCCACGUGGACCCUCCACCGUGACCCAGAGAUCUGGUCCGACCCUGAGGAGUUCAAACCAGAGAGGUUCAGUAAGGAGAACAAGGAGCCUAUUGAUCCGUACACGUACAUGCCAUUUGGGGCGGGGCCCAGGAACUGUAUCGGGAUGCGCUUCGCCCUGAUCAUGAUCAAACUGGCCAUUGUCGAGAUCCUCCAGAGUUUCACUUUCUCCGUCUGCGACGAGACCGAGAUUUCACAUGACUGGGCAGGGGAGCAGCCAUGGCUGGGCCUAUGAGGGCAUAGGACCACCCACUUGAGAGCCAAGCCGACCCACUGGGGAGCUGGGCUCAGCCACUCAGAAUGAGUUUUUACACACUAAUUACAGAUAGAAAUACUCCUCCGUUCGCCCCCUCCCCCACUGAUGAUCCGCAGGGGAAGAAGCCGAAUGUGGAGAUCCUGGGCUGGCAACCGCAGACCAAUACUUCUCUGCACGCCCCCUCACCCCGCAAAUGAUCCUGGGCUGGCGUGGUUACAAGUGGUCUGCGGUUGUGAGGCCGGUUGGGACGUAGAGCCAAAUUCUCUAAAACAACUUUGGAGACGGCAUAUGGUAGAGAAAUGAACAUUCAAUUAUCUGAAAACAGCUCUGGUCAGCAUGCUGACUGUGGCAUUGCGUUGUGUGACAAAACUGCACAUUUUAGAGUGGCCUGUUAUUUCCCCCCAGCACAAGGUGCACCUGUGUAAUGAUCAUGUUGUUUAAUCAGCUUCUUGAUAUGCCACACCUGUCAGGUUGAUGGACUCUCUUGACAAAGGAUAAGAUGCUCACUAACAGGGAUGUAAACAGAUUUGUGGACAACAUUUGAGAGAAAUAGGCUUUUUGUGCCCAUGUUAAAAUUCUGGGAUCUUUUAUUUCAGCUCAUGAAACGUUUUUGUUAAGUAUAUCACUAUCUAUCACUCUAUUGCUCUAUCACUCUAGCUAUCUAUCACUCUAUCACUCUAUCUAUCACUCUAUCACUCUAUUGCUCUAUCACUCUAGCUAUCUAUCACUCUAUCACUCUAUCUAUCACUCUAUCACUCUAUUGCUCUAUCACUCUAUUGCUCUAUCACUCUAUCUAUCUAUCUAUCUAUCACUUUAUCUAUCUAUCUAUUGGCAACUGAAUAUUCAGUCCUUACCCUAACCCUGCUAUAGGCUACUGAAUAUUCAAGUCCUGACCCUGCUAUAGGCUACUGAAUAUUCAGUCCUGACCCUGCUAUAGACUACUGAAUAUUCAGUCCUGACCCUGCUAUAGGCUACUGAAUAUUCAGGCCUGACCCUGCUAUAGACUACUGAAUAUUCAGUCCUGACCCUGCUAUAGGCUACUGAAUAUUCAGUCCUGACCCUGCUAUAGACUACUGAAUAUUCAGUCCUAACCCUGCUAUAGACUACUGAAUAUUCAGUCCUAACCCUGCUAUAGGCUACUGAAAAUUCAGUCCUGACCCUGCUAUAGGCUACUGAAUAUUCAGUCCUGACCCUGCUAUAGGCUACUGAAUGUUCUGUCCUGCCCCUGCUAUAGACUACUGAAUAUUCAGUCCUGACCCUGCUAUUGGCUACUGAAUAUUUAGUCCUGACCCUCCUAUAGGCUACUGAAUAUUCAGUCCUGACCCUGCUAUAGUCCACUGAAUAUUCAGUCCUGACCCUGCUAUAGGCUACUGAAUAUUCAGUCCUGACCCUGCAGCUGAUUAUAGUUACUACUUAAUAUAAUAUGAUAAUAAGACUGCAUUCAUGAUGAAUGUUCAGUUCAGUCAGUUCAAUCAGAAAUUACAUUUAAAAUGGCACAUAGCUGACAAAGUGCUGGGAUUGAAUCCUGGUCUCAGUCUCAUGCUUGGUUUGAGUAGGACUCAGAAACCCAUUUCCACCAGGUAAAAGAGAGAUAGUAAUACUAUGGAUGCAUUAGAGGUACAUGUCUUGUUAAAGUUAGACACCAGGGGGUAUUAAAUCCAUGGCAUGAUGUCAUGUCUGGAUCCUGCACACUGGUGGCUGGUGGCUGGAAUUCUCCUAGAAUGUAGAACUCUGCCUGGUGUUCUCUAGAACUGUACUCUCAUUCUGUUCCUCUGGGUGUUCUGCUGUCCAGUCAUUCCAAAAUAGAAUCUUUACUGUCUGUUGAGAUGAUCCCUGCAGCUGCUUGGUUUUAACUUUAAUCAUCACAAACCAAUAAAAUCAUCACACUAAUGAACAA